AAUGCCUUGUGUCAGAUUUGUAAACGAAAUGAAUGGAUUUAUACUUGCCCACGUUGCCAUACACGGACCUGUUGCCUCGACUGCGUUCGAAAGCAUAAGAAGGAAACGUCAUGUAGUGGCAUUCGUGAUAAAGUAGCUUAUAUACCCUUACAAAAAUAUAAUGAGUCAAAUAUGAUGAGUGAUUAUACCUAUUUGGAGGAUGUCUCAAGG
Mycotypha africana is the source of this 210-nucleotide messenger RNA. RefSeq lists its product as uncharacterized. The annotation marks the transcript as partial. The transcript has 2 exons. Gene Ontology annotation, cellular component: pre-snoRNP complex; nucleus. The record is from RefSeq and is a predicted model, not a curated record. Lineage: Eukaryota; Fungi; Mucoromycota; Mucoromycetes; Mucorales; Mycotyphaceae. Gene Ontology annotation, biological process: snoRNA localization; box C/D snoRNP assembly; maturation of LSU-rRNA from tricistronic rRNA transcript (SSU-rRNA, 5.8S rRNA, LSU-rRNA).